This is a messenger RNA of Cricetulus griseus (Chinese hamster), 1695 nucleotides long. Lineage: Eukaryota; Metazoa; Chordata; Mammalia; Rodentia; Cricetidae. The record is from RefSeq and is a predicted model, not a curated record.
CGCCGGGAGCCACCGCGGCGGAGGCGCCUUUGCCGGUCCCCGCCGCUAGAUGGCGGCCGGCGUCAUGUUGAUACCCUAUGGGGACCUGGAGGAGUCGGGUGAGGUCUCCUUUGAAUGGAAGACCCAGAGGCAGGAACUGGAACUACUCGACUCUUUCCAUCCAUUUCCCCAAGCGGAAUUAUCACGACAGGAUGUGCAGUUACCCAUCUCAGCCCCAGCAGAGACGGAGAACGAAGGGUCUAGAGAAGAGCAGAGCGGCCUCUCUGUGAGGAAACAUGAGCGUGAUGUGAAGAUGGAGUCUGAGGAAGAGGCAGCCUGCUGCUGCUGCUGCUGAAGAUGGGGUGUGAACAGCUGGAGCUGAUCAAAAAUGAUGAAAAGGAGGCUGAGGAAGGAGAGGCUGACUCUUGAGCACAGGGUGGAAUUUAGAAAUCAUAUCCCAUCAUUCCUCUACCUGAGACUGGUGAGAGACUGAAGUAACAGCAGCUCCUCUCCCCUGGUGUCUUCAGCGCAUCCUCACUGUUCUCCCUCUCUUCUUUAUCCUUCCUGUGCUCAUCCAGUCAUAAUAACCUUGCACCUGGCUCCACAUUCACUUCCUCUGAUGCUCGGGGUAGCUAAAUCUUACCCUUUAAGUCUUUCUCUAAAUUUUGGUACCUCCUGGACUUCACAAUUAAAAGAUAUUUUUUAAUCAAAAACAAACAAAAACAAAAAACAAAACCUUGAAAAGGUGCUCUCAACGAUUAUAAUACGUGUGUGUGUGUGUGUGUGUGUGUAUGUGUAUGUGUGUGUGUGUGCGCGCGCGCGCGUAAAAUAAGGAUUUUUAUCUAAACUAUAUGAAGAAUCCAUAGGAAAUUAACAAAAAUUGGUCAGGACUUCACCAAGCUCUUUAUGAAAGAGUGUGUCUACUAUAAUUUGGAUCUGAAGUCUCAGAGGACCAGCCUGUGGUGCUGUUGGGAGGUGAUAGAAACUUCUAGAAGUGGGGCGUGGCAGGAGGAAGUUUCCUGGGUGCCAUGAGGUGAGUACCUUUCUCUUGCCCUGUGCGCCUCCCUUGAGUUCUGCCUCACACAGGCGCAAAGGCUGUGGGGUCAAAUGACCACGAGCUGAAACCUCCUAUAUAAUCCUUUCCUGCUUGAAAGCUAUUGUGUCAGGCAUCUUAUCACAGUGCUGGCAAUCUGUCUAACACCAUUUGUGAAUGACUAAUGAACAAAAGAGCAGAAACAUUGCUGAUCAAGAAAAUCAGAAUAAAGACAACAAUAAAAUUCCAUAGCCCUCAGAAGAGCAGAAGAUAGAAAGUUUCAGUGAGGAUGUAGAAUUACUAGAUUUUCCUCUUUUCUCUGCUCUCACCCCCCUUUUGAGACAGGAUCUUGUUUUGUAGUCCAGGUUAACCUCGAACUCGAAGUGAUCCUCCUGUGUCAGACUCCUGAGUGCUGAGAUUAUGGCAUAAGCUAUUGUGGUGACUUCAUGUUUGUUAUUGGUAGGGUAAAUAGUUAUGACCAAAAAGACUUAUGUGAGAAUAUUUAUAGCAUAACACUGUUUAUAUCAUGCCAGUGAUCAUACAACAAUUGUAAAUGUCAUAGUAUAGUAUAGUCAUAUGAUAGAACAAUAUAUUGCAAAGAAAAUGAAUAAUUUUGUAUGAUUUCAUUAGAAAUCUGUUCAGAUGUAUUUAUUUAAUAUGUAUGAGUAAAGGGACCAGCUCCC